Molecule: messenger RNA, 1122 nt
Organism: Rangifer tarandus platyrhynchus (Svalbard reindeer)
Lineage: Eukaryota; Metazoa; Chordata; Mammalia; Artiodactyla; Cervidae
Source: the annotation of a GenBank genome assembly
AUGACGGCCGAGAGCGGGCCGCCGCCGCCGCCGCCGCAGCCGGAGGCGCUGGCGGCCGUGAAGGAGGAGCGCGGUGAGGCGGGGGCCGGCGGGGGACCUGCGGAGGCCGCGGGUCGCGGCGCCGGUGGGCGGCGGCGGAAGCGCCCCCUGCAGCGGGGCAAGCCGCCCUACAGCUACAUCGCGCUCAUUGCCAUGGCCAUAGCGCACGCGCCGGAGCGCCGCCUCACUCUGGGCGGCAUCUACAAGUUCAUCACCGAGCGUUUCCCCUUCUACCGCGACAACCCCAAAAAGUGGCAGAACAGCAUCCGCCACAACCUCACGCUCAACGACUGCUUCCUCAAGAUCCCGCGCGAGGCCGGCCGCCCGGGCAAGGGCAACUACUGGGCGCUCGAUCCCAACGCCGAGGACAUGUUCGAGAGCGGCAGCUUCCUGCGCCGCCGCAAGCGCUUCAAGCGCUCUGACCUGUCCACUUACCCGGCUUACAUGCACGACGCGGCCGCCGCCGCCGCCGCCGCUGCCGCCGCCGCCGCCGCCGCCAUCUUCCCGGGCGGGGUGCCCGCCGCGCGCCCUCCUUACCCCGGCGCGGUCUAUGCCGGCUACGCCGCACCGUCGCUCGCCGCGCCGCCCCCGGUCUACUACCCGGCCGCCUCGCCAGGCCCGUGCCGCGUCUUCGGCCUGGUGCCUGAGCGGCCGCUCAGCCCAGAACUGGGCCCCGCGCCCUCGGGGCCCGCCGGUUCCUGCUCCUUUGCCCCGGCCGGCGGCUCUGCAACUAGCACCGCUUACCAGCCGGGCGGCUGCGCCGGUGCCCGGCCCGCCAACACUUCCGCCUAUGCGGCCGCCUACGCUGGCCCCGACGGCACGUACUCGCAAGGGGCCGGCGGGGCCCUCUUCGCAGCGGCUGGCCGACUGGCCGGGCCCGCUUCGCCCCCCGCGGGUGGCAGCGGCGGUGGCGUCGAGACUGCGGUGGACUUCUAUGGGCGCACAUCGCCCGGCCAGUUCGGAGCGCUGGGGCCCUGCUACAAUCCUGGUGGGCAGCUCGGAGCGGGCAGUGGAGGCGCCUACCAUGCUCGCCACGCGGCUGCCUAUCCGGGCGCGGUGGAUCGGUUCGUGUCCGCCAUGUGA